Messenger RNA from Prunus avium (sweet cherry), 2980 nucleotides. RefSeq names its product IQ-domain 32 (gene IQD32). Gene Ontology annotation, molecular function: protein binding. Lineage: Eukaryota; Viridiplantae; Streptophyta; Magnoliopsida; Rosales; Rosaceae. The record is from RefSeq and is a predicted model, not a curated record.
AGCCGGAUUUAAGGAGUGUGUUGAGGUCCGUGUUCUUAAGCUCAUUUGUCACAACUUGCAACACCGCACCAACAUAGGCGGUUUUGUCUCUUGAGAGAAAGAGUGUGUCUGUGUUUGUGUUUGUGUGUGUGUGUUUAAGAGAGAGAAAGUGAGGGGGUCUGGGUGUGGGUGAGAAGUGAAAAACAAUGGGGAAAUCUACCUCUUGCUUCAAAAUUAUCACAUGUGGUAACGAUUCAGAGGACAAAGACGAUCUCGAAGCUCCUGAGAGCAAGGGUUCAAGUGACAAACGUGGAUGGAGUUUCCGGAAGAGGUCUGCACGGCAUCGAGUGCUAAGCAACACUGUGAUAACAGAAACCCCCGCUUCUGGACAUAAGGAGAUCCCAGAAUCUGCCACUCUUAAUUUCCAACCACCAGCUAGCACUACUGUGCCAGAGAAAAUAUCUGUAAUACAUUGCAGUGACGUGAAACCCCAGUUGUUAACUCCUGAGAACCCAAAAGUAUCUGAGACUGAACCAAAAGUAUCCGAGACUGAAGUGAAAGUAUCAGAAACUGAAAAUACCGCAGAAGAUCAAAGUGCAGUUGAGUGCAAACUGGAUGAGUCUGUUGUUAUUGUUGUCCAGACUGCUGUCAGAGGAUUAUUGGCUCAGAGAGCAUUUCUGGAGCUUAAGAAUGUCGUUAAGCUGCAAGCUGCUGUUCGUGGGCAUUUGGUCCGUAGGCAUGCUGUGGGAACUCUACGAUGUGUCCAAGCCCUUGUGAAAAUGCAAGCUUUUGUUCGUGCUCGCCAUGCUCGUCAGCUGCAUCGAGGUGGGGAGCAUGAGAAGGAUAACCAUAAUUCUAAGAUAUUGGAGAAGGAAAAUUUGGUAGCCAAAUCAAAUAUGACUUACACUUCAAUUGAAAAGCUACUUAGCAAUAGGUUUGCCCGCCAGUUGUUGGAAUCAUCACCGAAGACCAAACCUAUUCAUGUCAAGUGCGAUUCUUCUAAGCCCGAUUCUUCUUGGAAAUGGCUGGAGAGGUGGUCAUCAGUCUCAUCAGUUGAUACUCCAGAGUCAAAAAAAGUAGUGCCAGAAAUAGAGCAACAGGAAAGAGAAAAGGAAGAAAAUUCUGAGUCCCCUCUGGAAUCUAAAAUUCAAGAUGAUGUUCUUUGUGAGAUAUCAGACUCAAAGUCUAGCAUCAACGAAUCGAUUUUGCCAUCCGAAAGUGAAGAGAAUCUGAUUAUCUACGAUGCUGAAAACUUGAACUUUCAGGCAAGCCAUUCUACCUCUUAUUCUGUACGAGGUACUAUUGAGCAGCCUCGGGUGGAGAACCCCAGUACAUCUGAUGUGAAAGAGAUCUCAGCAGAGAUAAGUUUUCUCCCAAAUCAAAGUAUGCAACCAGAUGCAGAUUCUCAAAUGGAGCUCAAGUCUUUAUCUGGGAAGCCUGGAAUGGAAUUUGAACAACCUAAACGUUCUAUGAAAAGAUUAGCCUCAGAACAACUAGAAACUGAAGGGAAGAAAUCUGUAUUUGGAUCCAGGAAGUUGAGUAAUCCUGCAUUUGUUGCUGCUCAGUCGAAAUUUGAAGUGCUGAGUACAACAACCAAUUCAGGUAGAUCGAUCAGUCCAUCCCAUCAAGAUGAUGCUGCAGUUGAUUUACAGAGGGACACAUUCUCAGCUGGGGUGGAUACUGAAGUCAGGGCAAAGGAACUCAGCGUGGCAGAAAAUCCAGUCAUCCAUGGAUCAAGGGUUCAAGUUGGUGGAUCUGAGUGUGGCACUGAAAUCUCUAUUUCUUCCACUCUUGAUUCACCUGAUAGAUCUGAUGUUGGAGCUAUGGAGCAUGAACAUGAAACCAAAGUUUCAGUUGAUGGGAUUUGCAAUCCUAACACUGAUGUAGAUGUCCAAGCCAGAGAUGUGCCCACUAUCCCAUUCUCCAACUUAUCUGACCCAGUCUUGGAUCAGCCAGAAAAACUUGAUGUUGUUAAUGGUGAGCCCAUAAAUUCUGUGGUUGCUAUGGAGUCCCCAAAAAUAGAGUCUGAGCCAGAGAGAACGUCUGAUCUGCAGAGAGAACAGAACACUGAUGCUGGUAUUCAAGCAUAUGGGUCAUCCCCAGAAGCUUCUCCAAGAAGUCAUUUAACUGUUCCAGAAUCCCAAGGGACACCUUCUAGUCUGAUAUCAGUGAAAGCUAAAAGGAGUAAAGCUGAUAAGAGUGGCUCCAACCAAAAACGUAGGUCUGGGUCUGCAGGAAAGAAAUCUCCCUCUAAUCCAAAUCAUGAUUCUGGAUCAAGUAAAGAUCAGAAAAAUGGGAAGAGACGAAAUUCAUUUGGUUCAGCCCGACCUGUGGAACACGGUGAUCAAGAACCAAGAGAUAGCAGCAGUAAUAGUUCUAUCCCACAUUUCAUGCAAGCAACAGAAUCUGCUAGAGCAAAGCUUCAAGCAAAUACCUCCCCUAGAUCAAGUCCAGAUGUGCAAGACAGAGACAUUUACAUCAAGAAACGACAUUCCUUACCUGGUGCAAAUGGAAGGCAGGGGUCUCCGCGCAUCCAGCGGUCAAUGUCUCAAGCACAGCAGGGUGCAAAGGGAAAUGAGAGAAAAUGGAACAGGUGAAGAGUUGAAGGAAUCAGACAUCUCAAAGACAACGGUGGCAGAUGACCAGUUCUUAACAGGAAAUUUGGAGUCUGUUGAUUACAUGACUGGUAGCUACUUAAGAUUGUAACUAGCUUUUUUCCACUUCGAUAGCAACUUAGUUAACCCACUCUAGUUAUUGGGGUUUUUUUUUUCUUUCUAUAAAUAUAAGAAAGUGAGCGACUUUUUCAUGUACAUUUUUUUUUUGCUGCUAUAAUUGUUUUCUGUAACUUCUUCCAAAUGGUAUAAUCUGCGUGUGAUAUUAUUUGGGUCUAGUACAGAUGCUUUGGCUUGGUUAUCCAAAGUUUGAGGCAAGUAUAAGGUAAAAGCUUUUGAAAGCUUUUUGCCAGGUGUGGUGUUAUUGUAAUAAAACUGAAUUUUCUUUA